Magallana angulata is the source of this 1201-nucleotide messenger RNA. RefSeq lists its product as uncharacterized. The record is from RefSeq and is a predicted model, not a curated record. Lineage: Eukaryota; Metazoa; Mollusca; Bivalvia; Ostreida; Ostreidae. The transcript has 3 exons. The coding region runs from base 237 to 989 and encodes 250 amino acids.
CAUAUAUAAGGCGGAUUUUGUGCUUCCAACACCGGGUGGUUGUUGUGUUACAUGCAUUGUCUUUGAAAGCAUCACUUAUCAUUUAUUGUCAAAAACAAUCGUAAUUUUAUUGUUUUCAUUUCAUAAAAAUCACGUCAUCAUUGGCGACGCUACUUGAGGUCAAAGGGCGAAAGUAAAAAAACUUAAAAUUACAGGAAUUCGAUUUAAUUUUUAAAAAAAAGGGAAGGAAGGAUAAAAUGGAGAAAAUUCCCCUCCUGAUCGUCGUUUUGCUGGCUGUCGGCAUUGGUUUCAUGGCGACGUCGUUCGGCGUAGGCGUGGCUGGUUUACUGGGUGAGAACUGGAUCGACUAUGCCUCCACUACAACCACCUCUACCACUGUAAGUGGUACCCCCGCCACCAUCGUGGCCGUGAUCAAGGCUAACAUCGGGCUGUUCACCACCUGUUACAUCGUGGAUACCACUACCACCAUCACCAGUAUAUUCGGCACUAGCACCACCUCACUGUCGACCAGCGACUGCGUAAACUCGGAAACUACCGGAUACGUCGAUGCCGACACGAUCAAAACUAUCCAGAGAGUGGGCAUAGUGGCGGGGCUGUUCCUUGGCCUGAGUUUUGUGGCUGGCAUUAUUUUUCUCGUGCUCAACAUCCUGAAGAAGCUUGCCAAACCUAUCUGCUUUGCGGCAGUCACUGCGCCCUCUCUGUCUUUCAUUUCAACCAUCAUGCUUGUAGCGGCUCUAAUAGUUCUGGAUGGCCAACUUUUAGCUGGAAUGAGUAUGGGUUCAACUGCCACUAUGGGCAUCGUUUCCCUUGUGCUCGCCUUUCUUGCCACAGUGGCAUAUUCCGUGGCAGCUGCCUUCAUCAUCAAGCGUGCCUUAGUGGCUUCCCAAAUUAACCCCAAUUCAAACAGCAAACAGUCUACCAGUGAAAAGGCUGAGCAAGAUGGUAGCAAAGAACCAGAAAAGGAGAAACCUAGUGCUGCAAUUCCCUGAUAAAGAAUUCACAGCUGUUCAGAUAUCCACAAGGAGAUUCACAUUUACAAUUAAUUUAUCUAUAGAAUUCUCUCUCUUACUCCAUGUGCUGGUUUUGAAGUUUGUAAAAUAUAUUAAAACAAAGAACAUUUUGACAUGAACAGGCAUGAUUUAUAUUUUUAAUCCAUGGUGAAAAUAAGAGAAAAUACACAAUAAAUGACAGUUUGUUUGUU